Molecule: messenger RNA, 972 nt
Organism: Phytophthora nicotianae INRA-310
Lineage: Eukaryota; Oomycota; Peronosporomycetes; Peronosporales; Peronosporaceae
Exons: 1
Coding region: 1-972 (323 amino acids)
Source: RefSeq, a predicted model, not a curated record
AUGAAAGUUAGCGCGCUCGUGUCGCCGAGCACCACCAAUCCUGGUCUCGACACAGCUCAACCUGAUCUCAGUACCACAUCAUCGGCAGACGAAUCGGCGCGUCUCAUGCUUCGGAAGCGGUCCGAGUCCGUAAUGACUGAAGAGUCAAGCUCAGCUAGCCCCAGACUCGAGCCAAAGACGACACCUUCCCUCACAGACAAGCAGGCCAUUCGACGAGAGCAAUGUCGAGCGAAUCAAGCGCGAUAUCGGAAUAAGCAACUCAAUCGAAGACGCGAACUCCAACAGCAAAACCAGCGAUUGGAAGAGGAGAUUCAAGGUCUAAAAGUGAAGCGACGAAGCAUUCGGUUCGAGCGGAGAACCAACCAAAGUCCAUGGACCAUUAUUGGAGAAGUAUUCCGUCUUUUAGAAGACGGCUUUCGAUCCCCCUGGCGAUUGGCGAGUAUGGAGGAGAUGAUGAAGCACACUGAGACGCGGCGGACCCUGGAGUUCCUGCAGAAGUCGUUCGUACAUGAUGUGGCCAUGGGAGAGUUGAGAGGGAUCAAUGCACUCAUGGACCAGUGGAGACGCUACUCUCUGUACUUUGAAGAGCCCCAUCUUGAGCUCAAGCGAGUUGAGGCUGUGACAGCAGGCGUCGUGUCUGCAGUUGCCACCCUCAGUUUGACCAUCAAUGAGUUUACGGUGAGAUGUGUGUUUCCUCAUCUAAAAGUCCCUAAAGGAGGGAGAGGCAAAGUGUCUGUACUGGACAAAAAACUUAUUGGCGAACGCCUUGACUGCAAUUGCACAGUGACAUUCCUCUUCGAUGAAGCCAACGGCCGUAUCAUACGUCUACAACCCAACAUCAACUUAGUGUCGCCCAUGCUUCAGCUGUUUGGGAGACUAGUUGACGUAUCAGUCGUACUAGGACAAGCUCUGCUCACAUCGGAAUGUGCUGCUGGGGAUCUUCCUGGUCGACCACGACGUGAAAGGGACUAA